AUGGCCGGCGACGACGGCAGCAGCGGGAGCGGCGGCGGCGGAGGAGGCAUCGGGGAGGAUGAGGUCCACGUACAGAUCGCAGGAUCAUCCAAACCUGAAACUUCAUCUACUAAUGAAACAGCUCCUCAAAACACUCAUACCAAGCAUUGGCAUUGGUGGCUGAUGGUAGCUGUGAACAUUUUCUUCCUCGUUGCUGGUCAGACAGCAUCGACACUCCUUGGUAGGUUCUACUACAACCAAGGUGGAAAUAGCAAGUGGAUGUCCACAUUUGUCCAAACCGCUGGCUUUCCUGUGUUGUUCGUCGCCCUAUAUCUGUUCCGUUCAAAAUCACCUUCUACACAAACAACCACCAGUAACCCUGAGACUUCUGUCGCCAAAAUUACUCUUAUAUAUAUUGCCUUGGGCCUCAUCAUUGCUGCCGAUGACUUGAUGUAUUCCUAUGGCCUCUUGUACCUUCCUGUAUCAACAUAUUCGCUCAUAUGCGCUAGUCAGCUGGCCUUCAAUGCUAUCUUCUCAUAUGUCCUAAAUGCUCAAAAGUUCACUGCAUUGAUUUUCAACUCGGUAAUCCUCCUUACCUUUUCCGCUGCACUUCUUGGAGUCGACGAAGAUUCUCAGGGUACUAAUGGUUUAUCGCGUGGGAAGUACAUAUUGGGUUUCGCAUUGACCCUAGGAGCCUCAGCCACAUACUCACUAAUUCUCUCUCUAAUGCAAGUCGCAUUCGAGAAGGUUAUUAAGAAGGAAACUUUCUCAGUCGUGUUGAAUAUGCAGAUAUAUACUGCACUAGUGGCAACAAUAGCUUCUCUUAUCGGGUUAUUUGCGAGCGGUGAGUGGAAGACUUUAGAGGGAGAGAUGCAUGCCUUCAGCUCAGGGAGGCUGUCCUAUGUGAUGACACUUCUAUGGACUGCUGUAUCUUGGCAGAUAGCUUCCGUAGGAGUGGUGGGUUUGAUCUUUGUUGUGUCAUCACUCUUUUCAAAUGUGAUAAGCACACUAGCUCUACCCAUCAUUCCAGUUUUUGCUGUGAUCUUCUUCCACGACAAGAUGGAUGGAGUGAAGAUUAUUGCUAUGUUGAUGGCCAUCUGGGGAUUUGUUUCAUAUGGAUAUCAAUUAUAUAUUAGUGACAAGAAAGCUAGGAAGACUUCAGUAAGUGUGGAGGAGAAUUCCUAA
Miscanthus lutarioriparius is the source of this 1164-nucleotide messenger RNA. NCBI's taxonomy places the organism in Eukaryota, Viridiplantae, Streptophyta, Magnoliopsida, Poales, Poaceae. The record is from the annotation of a GenBank genome assembly.